AUGAGCGGUGCAGUCCUCACAACCUUUGUCGUCUUGUUGGGCUCGCUUGGACUGGCGCUGGCAAGCACACCUUCUUCUUACUCAUGGGUCUACACCUACCCCACUGGGUUUAGCUGCGACCCGCUCUCCAUAAAACAAUUCGGGGCCGACCCAACCGGAGCCAAGGACGUGAGUGGCGUGCUCACUUCCGUGAACAGCAUUUCCAACUUCGACGCUUCCGGCAUCAUACACAUCACCGCCGGCACAUACCUGGUCGCAAAAUCCAUCGCCCUCAGCAAGCCGGUGUCUCUGUCGGCGGGAGCGGUCCUGAAGAUCGCUUCAGGGGUCACGCUUACCUUCAACUCUCCGGUGGCGGCCCCGUCCUCGUCCCAGAUCUUUUCCGGCCCAGGAGCCGUCAAGUUUGGGUUCGGCGUCCAGGCUUCGGUGUAUGUGGAGUGGUUUGGUGCCAAGGGGAACGGCGCAACCGAUGACACAGCGGCCAUCAACGCUGUGCUGGCAGCCGGAGACAGUUCCCUCAACGUCAUGUUCCAAGCCAAGACGUACCUGACAUCUGGCCCGCUGAUGGUCCCAUCCAACGCUGUCGUCCAAGCUGCCCCAGGCGCUAUGGUGAAGGGCAAGUCGCGGCUGGCUGACGCGUUUGUGUUCCAGCUGCCCACCGCCGGGGGCAUAUACAUCGGGCGCCAGAGCCUCCCGGCCCUGCAGAACCACCGCCGUGCCAUCACCUUUUCGGACGCCGGCAUUAUCGACGUCUAUUCCCCAUCUGUCAGCGGCUGCGAUGAGGCUGUGCGCGUGCAGAGCACCCGGGCCAAGGGCGCGGGGCGCCAGAUCUCCCAAGUCCGUGUGGAAGUCCCCAAGCUGGACAACGUCAUCAAGGUGGUGAACUUCUUUGACAAGAACGGCGGCGCCGUCAUGCAAGGGAGCAACUUCAGGUUUGGGACAUACACCGACUCUGGCUCGGGGACGGCGCUCAUCUCCUUCCAGGCCAGCGGCGGGGGCUGGGCAUACUGGGACUCCAACGACUACCACUUCGACCGAGUCACCCCCGCCGCCUCGUCCUCGGCCAACAAGCUGGUCCUCCUCGCCUGCGACGUGAGCACCACGCUGUACCGCCAGAAUCUGUACAUCUCCCGCCUGGACCCCCUGCCCGCCGGCGGCCGCCUGACCAACGCCAACAUCCAGGACUGCAUGAUGGUGGUGAGCGCCAGCGCGGCGCUGAGCGCCGCGCAGAUGGCGCUGCCCGUGUUCCGGUCCGGCACGGUCAAGUCCAACAACUUCAACAACUUCAUGCUGACUGCGCCAGCCAUCGCCGGCCUGACGGCCUCCACCUCGCCCAACACGCGCGCCUCCUUCAACGGCGGCCUGCCCCUGACCUCCUCCCUCUUCACCCUGGCCCUGCGGGCCAACAAGCCCAGCAGGGACCCGCGCACAGGCAAGACGCCGGCGGACGGCAAGACCUGGCCCGCGGGCGAGGCGCGCCGCUUCUACUUCUACCAUGGCCUGGCCCAGAACCAGCAGCUGGUCUACGUCACCGUGCCCAAGAUCGGGGCCACCUGCCAGCCCAGCGGCGUCGCCAUCACGGGGAUCUUCGACAACUCGGCCACCGUCCCAUAUGAGGUGGAGGUCGUGGCGGUGGCCUGCAAGCCGCUCGUGGUCGCAGACGUCAAGUCGGGCAAGGUCAACAUCAGCUUCCCGGUGCUGGUCGGCACUGUGGGCACAGACUGA
This is a messenger RNA of Auxenochlorella protothecoides, 1722 nucleotides long. RefSeq lists its product as hypothetical. The transcript is spliced from 7 exons. The record is from RefSeq and is a predicted model, not a curated record. Lineage: Eukaryota; Viridiplantae; Chlorophyta; Trebouxiophyceae; Chlorellales; Chlorellaceae. Bases 1 to 1722 code for a protein of 573 amino acids.